This is a messenger RNA of Vicugna pacos (alpaca), 549 nucleotides long. It is a transcript of the gene RPL35, whose product is annotated as ribosomal protein L35. NCBI's taxonomy places the organism in Eukaryota, Metazoa, Chordata, Mammalia, Artiodactyla, Camelidae. Gene Ontology annotation, cellular component: ribosome; cytosolic large ribosomal subunit. Gene Ontology annotation, molecular function: mRNA binding; structural constituent of ribosome. Gene Ontology annotation, biological process: maturation of LSU-rRNA from tricistronic rRNA transcript (SSU-rRNA, 5.8S rRNA, LSU-rRNA); translation. The record is from RefSeq and is a predicted model, not a curated record.
GGGGAUGGUAGGGGCGGAGCCUGCGCUCCCCUGCCUCGAUACUAUUGGCCACGCCCUCCGCCACCCGGCAGUAGUUGCGGAGGUCAGCCCCGCCUCUUCCUCUUUCCCUCCAAGAAGGCGGCGGCGGUGGGUUGUACAGCAAUGGCCAAGAUUAAGGCUCGAGACCUUCGCGGCAAGAAGAAGGAGGAGCUGCUGAAACAACUGGAGGACCUGAAGGUGGAGCUUUCCCAGCUGCGCGUCGCUAAAGUGACAGGCGGCGCGGCUUCCAAGCUUUCCAAGAUCCGAGUUGUACGCAAAUCCAUUGCUCGUGUUCUCACCGUCAUUAACCAGACUCAGAAAGAGAACCUCAGGAAAUUCUAUAAGGGCAAGAAGUACAAACCCCUGGAUCUGCGGCCCAAGAAAACGCGUGCCAUGCGCCGCCGACUCAACAAGCACGAAGAGAACCUGAAGACCAAGAAGCAGCAGCGGAAGGAGCGGCUGUACCCACUGCGGAAGUACGCGGUCAAGGCCUGAGCAUCCGGGCGUCAAUAAAACAAACAAACUGGCUGA